UCAUUGGCUGUGCUUACGUGACGUAUUUCCGCUUCCUGUCCUGCUGCCCGGAAAUGCCCGUCAGCAGCUGCAGUGGAGAGGUUUGCUACUGUAAUAUGCAACUGUGAAAAGACCAAGCCAUGGCAGACCUGAAGAAGCCACCUACAGAUCCUGAGAGGUUUAUGUGCAUUUAUCCCGCAUACAUCAACAGUAAGAAGACAAUCGCUGAGGGAAGGAGGAUUCCUGUGGAAAAGGCUGUACAGAAUCCAACUUGUGUGGAGAUUGCAGACGUAUGUCGAGCCAGCAAGUUAAAUGUCAUUAUUGAGGGGGAUAAGAUGUACACACGUGAAUUGAACCGGGAUGUACAGUACAAGGGCCGAGUCCGUGUGCAGAUGAAGAACGAGGAUGGCUCUCCUUGCGUGGACAACAUUUUGUCAAGGAAAUUAUUGCUGCUUCGUGUGGCUGAAGAUAUCCCCAAAUUAAAGACUAGAACCCAGAAAACUGGAGGUGGAGACCAAACUGUCCAGGUAGAAGGAAGCAAGAAGAGUAAGAAAAAGAAGAAGUGAUGACUUGAUGCAUUGAAGAAGAAUCAGAGAUCUGGAUGACUGUACAGUUUAACAUCAAAAUCUAAACCCUUCAUAGUAAAUGGAGUGUCUCCAGACUCCACCACCUUUAUAAAUAUGACUCAUUUAGAACUGGGUAGGAGGAAUCUUAGUGUUUCAUCAGUGACUAUAACAUAUCGGGUAAUUUCUUAAAGAAGAACAUGCGACCGACAGAUAAAUCAAAAAAAAAAAAUGACGUUCAAAGGAUCUUGGCUGUAAUUCCCAUAACCUGCAACAGAACUGCAAAUGCACUAACCCUGUGUUAUUUCUUACGGUAUCAGCGCCAGGAAGACCAAAAAUUAGCUUUUUUUAUGGGAUGUUUUUUUGUUGCCUGUUGAAGAUCAGAGUAUUGAGUCUUGUCAGAUGCUUAGGGCUUUGUAGUUGCCUUACCAGUGACUGACAGCACAAGGAUAGAAAGAAACACUGAUUUGUUUGAAUUAAAGCACGUUAAUCUUA
Bufo bufo (common toad) is the source of this 1037-nucleotide messenger RNA. RefSeq names its product signal recognition particle 19 (gene SRP19). NCBI's taxonomy places the organism in Eukaryota, Metazoa, Chordata, Amphibia, Anura, Bufonidae. The coding region runs from base 120 to 545 and encodes 141 amino acids. Gene Ontology annotation, molecular function: 7S RNA binding. Gene Ontology annotation, biological process: SRP-dependent cotranslational protein targeting to membrane, signal sequence recognition; SRP-dependent cotranslational protein targeting to membrane. The record is from RefSeq and is a predicted model, not a curated record. The transcript is spliced from 6 exons. Gene Ontology annotation, cellular component: signal recognition particle, endoplasmic reticulum targeting.